This is a messenger RNA of Amphiprion ocellaris (clown anemonefish), 2954 nucleotides long. It is a transcript of the gene prr15la, whose product is annotated as proline rich 15 like a. Bases 759 to 1115 code for a protein of 118 amino acids. Lineage: Eukaryota; Metazoa; Chordata; Actinopteri; Pomacentridae. The record is from RefSeq and is a predicted model, not a curated record. The transcript is spliced from 2 exons.
GGAGUGCAUGUGGUCAGGAAGUAAAGGAGGAAAUGCAGAGAUGUGAGGAUGAGUGUGAAUAAAUGAGAACCCAGAGGGAUGGACUUCAUUCUGCCGUCCUCUGUGAGCCGCUACGUCUAGGAGAAACCUCUAAACCCUCCAAGAGGUGGAUGAGGCCAACAUUUUAUCAUCUCCAGCAACAUUUUUAAUGAUCUACACCCUGAAAGCACCACAUUUAAACUCAGCUCUGAUUCCUAUGUGGAUGUAGAAAAUGGAUUCUGGACUUUCCUCUGUGCAGAAACUAGGAUUAAAAACUGUCAGGUGAGACUUAAGUUUCGGUUUCCUGCCAUUUUUGCUGAAGCAGCUUCUUAUUAACUGACCUAUUUACCGUCUGAGAGGAAUAAGAGCGACGGAGGACAACAGGACAGAGAAAGCUGCAGUCAUUCAGGCUUUAUCUGGAGGCUUGAAUGAAUUCAAGAGUUCUGGAGUUAAACAGGCCUGAAACUGAUCCUGAAACCUGCUGAACUCAACCACAGCUGGAAGGAAACAACAGCUGGAAGGAAACAACAGCUGGAAGGAAACAACAGCUGGAAGGAAACAACAGCUGGAAGGAAACAACAGCUGGAACUAAACAACAGCUGGAAGGAAACAACAGCUGGAAGGAAACAACAGCUGGAAGGAAACAACAGCUGGAAGGAAACAACAGCUGGAACUAAACAACAGCUGGAACUAAACAGCUGGCUCCACAUCUGCUUCAAACAGCCCUCCAUCCACCCACCAUGGCGGACUCAUCUCAAGGCUGGUGGAAGUUGACGUUCCUGAGGAGGAAAAAGUCCCAGCCGAAGGUUCUGUACGAGAUCCCAGCAGAGUUUGUCUCCAACUCUUCCUCCUCUGGCCACCACGGUUCCAGUUCAGCCUCAGGAGCCCCAGAGGACGCCAUGCUGGACCCCCAGCUGGACGCCCGGCUGGAGAGGAUCGUGGACAAAACGACGGCCAGCAAGGGACGCCACGUCAAGGUGUCGCACUCCGGGAGGUUUAAGGAGAAGAAGAAGGUGCGAGCCACGCUGGCGGAGAACCCAGACAUGUUUCCUGGAAGCGACCCGGACACAAAUGAGAACCAGAGGGCUGGGAAAUGAAAAAGGACAAACAGAUAUGUAGCAGUUAAUGUAUGGAGAUGUAGCUUCAUAAAGGCACAAAGACUUAAUCACAGAUGCAUUCAUGAGAAAGAAGUGGAUGGUCAGUCAAAGAUCAUCCUGAUCAAUCCGGUGUUUGAACCAAUAAGGUCAUUCUGUGGCUCAGUUAGCCGAAAACACAAUGACCUGUUGGGAUAAAAUCAUUUAAUCAACCGGUUUCUCUGCAUUUGCCAAAAGUUGUUGGGUUGAAAGGAUCAAAUUCUGAUAAUACAAAGUUAUAUUUCAAGAAGAAAAAAAACAAAUGAUGAGGAUUUUUUUAAGGAGGUUCUAUGUUAGUCAAACCAUUACUUCAUAGCCAGACCUUUUAUGGCUUUUCGUUCAGUGUGUCAUUGGAUGUGGAAAAUUUUUUUCCCACAUUUUCAAACUUUAAAACGGGUCAGUUUGACCUGCAGGACGACACAAGGGUUAAAGGAUCUUUUUCUGGAGGGACUUUGAUGUUUGAGCUCUGAUUGGAGCUGCUUAGUGUUUUGCAGGGACUGAUUCUACAUCCUUGUUUCCCUCACUGGCAACCACCACCUGAUCACCAUUUAUGGACCAGUGGAUCAUCUGGACUGAAGUUUAGCUGUUAUAACCCACUUUGACUGUACUGCAGUCUGUGAUCAUGAAAAAAAUCCAAAAAUCUACAAUGGAAGCUUGAAUUACUUUAGAAAAGAAGGGUGAUCUACCUUUAAAAAAUCAGAAUUAAGUUGAAGUAAAGUCUAUUUGUGGCUUACAUUCAGUUAGUCUUACCUUUAACCAAUCAGACAGGUUGACUGAUGACACUUUUGGUAAAUGUGCAACAGCAAGUCAAUAUAAAUGUUGGUUUUGUGAUCAAAUAUCAAAGAAGAAAGCCUGAAACUGCCCAAGAACUUCAGGGGUUUCAAAAUCUCCAGGUUCACAAUGUGUGUGUGUGACUGCUGUGGUAAUUCAGUUUAAAUUUGUUUAAAUAAAUCCAUCCCUGACUGACAGAAAAGGUGCCUGAGAGAGUUAAUAAGCAUAUAUUGUUUUGCUAAAUUAGUCUUUCAUGAUGUUAUCCUGCAGCAAACAGGGGUAAAGUAGUAUUUGAUCUUGGAAAAACAUGAACAGUGCACUGCAUUGGCAGGUUCUCUGCUUGAAAUCAUGAAUCUGUUAGUCUUAAAGUCACCUUUUGUUCUGCUUUAACAUUUUUAAAACCUUAAGUUACUCAUUGUCUGGGUUGAUUAUUAUAUAUUUACGUUGUCAGUCUGCCAUGUUAUUUAGAAUAUCAAACGGGGUGCAAAACAACAGUUAUCAUUUUCUAUUCACAGCAAUUUCCAAGGCUUUUCUUGACACUUUAUUGGACUUUUUCUGUCAGUUUAACUCCACCUGAGCAGCCUGCCUGAGCAUGUUCUUGCUAGGUAAACCCAGUAGAGGGCGCUGAUGCUUCACCCACAGACUGAUUCCUGCUCAAACACUCCUCCUCUGUGGUUUUCAUGUGAAAUUUUCUUGAAUCAAAGACAUAUAUUCUUCAUAUUUUCCUUUUUCUGUCUUCUUUUAAGUUUGAGCUCAUAAUCUCAGGACUGAAUAUUCGUGAAAGCUGAUAAUUUCACUUAAAUUUGGUUUAGAAGCUUGUUUUAGACGAACAGAUUUCUCCUGCAGCAUCUGGAUGAUGAUCAACACUAAACUAUAAAAGAAACUCUCAGAUUAUCUCUUCGAUUACCUCUUCCAGGCUAAAAGCUUCAUUUUUUUCUUGGUAUAAGUCAAUAGUGCAAAAUUUGGAAUAUGUAUUUUUUUGUAAUGUGAAUAAAAUAUGACUGAUUUUAUCACCAAAUGAUUGUUCUUGCA